Megalopta genalis is the source of this 658-nucleotide messenger RNA. It is a transcript of the gene ND-B14, whose product is annotated as NADH dehydrogenase (ubiquinone) B14 subunit. The record is from RefSeq and is a predicted model, not a curated record. Gene Ontology annotation, cellular component: respiratory chain complex I. Gene Ontology annotation, biological process: response to oxidative stress. Lineage: Eukaryota; Metazoa; Arthropoda; Insecta; Hymenoptera; Halictidae.
GUUGGAACAUUUGGUAUUCAUAAUUUCCAUGUAACAUUCUGUACAACAAGUAAUUUGAUUGUUUUAUCGUAUGUAGCGCUAGACGUUCUAUAAAUUUCACCAUACGCAGUUGGUAUACGUUCACAACAGAUUUUAGUACUGCAUAACGAGAAGAUGGCUGCUACUCCUAUAAAAUUAGCACUUAAAAAAGUGAAACCAAUUCUCUCUAUCAAUCGAGAAGAUGCGCACAGAAGAGUAAUAUCGUUAUAUAAAGCAUAUUACCGACAGAUUCCACAAACGGUAUUGGACUAUGAUAUUCCUAAAUCAGUAACUGAGUGUAGAAAAAAGUUAAAAGAAGAAUUUUUGAAAAAUCAACAUGUCGUAGAUAUAAGAGUUAUAGAUAUUCUUAUAUUGAAGGGACAAAUGCAGCUUCAAGAAAUAUCCCAGGCGUGGAUACCUAAAGGACGUCUGAUGGAUGUUUGGAAAGAAACAGAGGUAGCAAAGCCAACAGAUUUCAUGUCGAAGUUUCUUUCUGGUCAAGACACAGUCAUUUAACUUUAGUUAGUAUAUGAAAAUAAAUGAGAACUUCUCAUGAAUAUGUAUAGAAUCAACUAUUUAUAAAUUGGAUGAACUGUGUAUAUGUAUAGAUUGUUAAAUAAAACUGAAAAGGGGAACAAGA